AUGGACGGUUGGAUGAUCAAGGCGUUUGGAUCAAUUCUGGAUCACUGGAUGGGACAUGUUUCUUUUUUCACUUCUUGCACUUAUGCACCGUUUGCGAUGCCUGGUUUCUUCAAUUCUCUGUACAAUAUUCCCCCACCAUUUGAACUUUUCUUGGUCUUCAUCUUAUUCUUGCUUCAGCUGGUUGAUCUGAGCUUUCUUUCUGCGUCUGCUAUAUUUUGCAUGCUUGUUGCUUUGCUUGUUUUUGAAACUGGUCUGGUCGUCGGGAGUUUGAAUCCUCGGAUGGAUGCAUGCAAACAAACACACGGAUCGUUUGUCCUUCAUCAGGGCUUUGGAUAUCUAUCUAUAUAG
Aspergillus luchuensis is the source of this 348-nucleotide messenger RNA. RefSeq lists its product as uncharacterized. The transcript has a single exon. Bases 1 to 348 code for a protein of 115 amino acids. The record is from RefSeq and is a predicted model, not a curated record. NCBI's taxonomy places the organism in Eukaryota, Fungi, Ascomycota, Eurotiomycetes, Eurotiales, Aspergillaceae.